This is a messenger RNA of Closterium sp. NIES-65, 795 nucleotides long. NCBI's taxonomy places the organism in Eukaryota, Viridiplantae, Streptophyta, Zygnematophyceae, Desmidiales, Closteriaceae. The record is from the annotation of a GenBank genome assembly.
AUGCCAGGGGCUCUCAUCCAACAAUGGCGCUUUCCUCCCCAACCUCCCCCCCCAGGUUCUGGAGUCGAAUGUAGCAGCGGCACUAAGCCUGCUGGACUUUGCUCUGUGUUGGAAUCAGACGUGGCAGCGGCGUUGAGCCUGCUGGACUUUGCUCUGUACCAUCGCGAGCUGGAUGAGACGGACAAGCGGAUGGAGGAGGAGAGGCAACGCGUGGAGCAGCAAAGGAAAGAGGCUGCUGCUGCCGCCGCCGCCGCCGCCGCUGCUGCCGCAACUGCUUCUGCUGAUGGUGCUGCCGAUGGGGCUGCUGAUGGUGCUGGUGCUGCUGAUAGUGUGGGCGGAACCGCAGCAGCAUCAGCUGGGGGACGGACAAGGCGACGAGGCGGGCGCAAGACAAGGUCCCGUGGGAAGAGGCAACGCAGGGAUUCACAGGCGGAAGGGAGCGAGGAGGAAGAGGAAGAAUAUGCGGAGGAGGAGGAAGAGGAGGAAGAGGAGGUGGAGGAGAUUGAGAUGGAGGAAGCACCUGCGGCUGGGGUUCCACACCUGGGUGAUCCGGCACCUGCUUCUGCUGCCGAUGGGGCAUUUACUGCUGAAAGAUUCGACGCCUUCCAGCUGGCGUUCAGUGAGCACGCGGUGGCAGCGCGGGUCGAAUCGAUAGCAGUGGACGAACUGGCAGAGGUGGUGAACAAGCGAUGGCCGGGGAAGAGCUUCACCUGGGCUGAAAUCGAUGCCAUGCUGGAGCAAAUGGAGGUCAAUAACCGAGUCAUGGUUGCAAGCGGCAUUGUGCACCUCAUAUAG